CCACGUGGUGCACGCAAAGUCAAGCGAACACCCCAGAGAGCCGGACUGGGAAUGACGGACAGGCGGAGGCUGAGCAGCGGAACCCGUGUAGAUCAGACUGUCUGAAGGCUCGUCCCCGAAGAUGAACAGUGUGGGCGAAGGCUGCACGGAGCUGAAGCGGGAAUACGACCAGUGCUUCAACCGCUGGUUCGCUGAGAAAUUCCUGAAGGGAGAUCGGAGCGGCGAUCCCUGCACGGAGAUGUUCAAGAAGUACCAGUCCUGUGUUCAGAAAGCCAUCAAAGAAAAGGACAUUCCUAUUGAUGGUGUGGAGUUCAUGGGGCCAAAUAAAGAGAAGCCUGGCAGUUGAUGGGGUCUGAAAGGAGCUGAAGGAAGCAGUCAUUCUCUACUGCCUGUUUGUCAGGGAUAUCUUCCUGACUUGGACUGGUGACACUGGCAUCAUCAAGAAGCUCUAGAUAUGAAGACUUGCUUUUGAGUACUUUUUUGGGUACAGGGACAAACUGAGUGGUUGGGUAACAUGCAUCAUAGAAACGUUACUAAUUUGGUAUUUUAAGCAUAAUCAGUGAAAACGCUAUAAAGAUGUUCAUGGUAUGCUCAAUUAGUCAGUAACUGUCAUUGCUUUUGGACAUGUAGGCAAUGUGUACCUGGUGGAUGAUGUUAUGAAUCUUGUAAUGAAUGUUUGAACCAUUGGAUAACUGGAAUAAUGUGAAGCUAUUAACCUGC
Messenger RNA from Colossoma macropomum (tambaqui), 720 nucleotides. RefSeq names its product TP53 regulated inhibitor of apoptosis 1 (gene triap1). Lineage: Eukaryota; Metazoa; Chordata; Actinopteri; Characiformes; Serrasalmidae. The record is from RefSeq and is a predicted model, not a curated record. The transcript is spliced from 2 exons. Bases 122 to 346 code for a protein of 74 amino acids.